UGUCAACAAAGUAUUGUAUACUUACAGAAAAAAGGGUAAUGUACGUACAGUCGUAUGUAAAACGUGCACAUUAAUUUUCUUUAAAUUUUAUUAAUGUUUUUUUGUAUUUGUAUCAUUGAAGAGUCUAAUGUAUUUACUAAGUUUCCUUCUUAAUUUUCUACGAAUCUUUAUUUAAUAGGCAGUAAAGAUUUCAUCUUAUGAAUAUACUUAUAGGAGAGAGCUAUUAAACAGAUAAGUAUGGCAUAUAAAGACAUACAGCGCCGAUCGAGAAGCUACUGAGAUAUGGGAUGACUUUUGUGGUUUCAAGUCAGGCAUAAGGGCAUUUGUUAGCAACUGUACAGAAUUGAAGCACUGAGUUCAGGUGACAUUUUGUAAUGACCUAUUCUUUUACCUGGCUAGAUCAGUUAUCAACGCAAGCGCACCGGUCGUGUCUUGGUGAUGUUUUUUUUGUAAAGGGAAAAAGAACACACUGGUGUUAUAAAAUAAGUAAAAAGGUUCACGAAUAAAAUAUCUAACAAUUUAAAAUCUAUCACAAGAAUUGAUAAGGACGAAGAAAGUAUUAAAAACGAAAAUGUACGACGCACAACAGUUCUUAAUCCUAACCCUGAUGACAUGUUCAAAAACUUUAAAAGAUUUAGAGUCAAUCAUUGAUGAAAGGCGUUUCAUAGAUUUCGAUGAAAUAGAUCCUUUUUUUGACACAAUUAAAGAAACUGGUCGUCUUAGUGAAAGAGAAUUAGCUAGGUUACCUAGACAGGCUGAAAUAUUCAAGACUUUUCAUACUAAAAAGGGUGUUAAAGAAACUAAGGUCGGUGAAGAGAGGACUGUUAAAGGAAAAAGAUUUCCUAGGAAAAAUAUGGAAGAGGUAAUCAAAGAUGAUAUUGGAAACCUGGAUUUUGUCGAUAGUUUAAACUCUCAUGAGAAAGUAAAGGAUGAAGAACGCCAUCAAUUGGCGGGUCUGAGUUCUACUAGUAAUCCAUUCCUCAAUUUUAUUUAGCUCUAGGUAAUAUGUAAUUUCUGUUGAAAAAUAAAUAUUUAUGCAA
This is a messenger RNA of Helicoverpa armigera (cotton bollworm), 1040 nucleotides long. RefSeq lists its product as uncharacterized. The transcript has 3 exons. The record is from RefSeq and is a predicted model, not a curated record. Lineage: Eukaryota; Metazoa; Arthropoda; Insecta; Lepidoptera; Noctuidae. The coding region runs from base 572 to 994 and encodes 140 amino acids.